Penicillium salamii is the source of this 3486-nucleotide messenger RNA. Lineage: Eukaryota; Fungi; Ascomycota; Eurotiomycetes; Eurotiales; Aspergillaceae. The record is from the annotation of a GenBank genome assembly.
AUGGAUGAAUAUGACUAUGUCAUCAUUGGUGCAGGGAUUGGUGGCCUGGUGUUGGCAAAUCGCCUCAGUGAGGAUGAGUCCGUCAAAGUGCUGCUCAUCGAAGCAGGUGCCAACCGCAUGGGCGAUCCUCGCAUUGACACACCCGGCUUUCUGGGCACUCAGUAUGGAGACCCGGACUUUGACUGGGACUACAUGACUGUUCCUCAGGAACAUGCAAAGAAUCGCCAAAUUGGUCAACCGCGUGGCCGCGUCGUCGGCGGGUCCUCCGCCAUGAACUUCUCCGUGGCCAUGUAUCCCACAGAAUCAAACUUCGAGGCGUGGAAAGCAUUGGGCAAUGAAGGGUGGGGUUCCGAGGAUAUGGCACCAUACCUUCGUAAAUUCCAUUCUUAUACCGCACCCAGCGAGGCCACGGCAGAGCUGUUGGAUACGGCUCGGUAUAUGAAGAGAGACAACCAGGGAUGUGAUGGACCUGUGCCGAUUUCUCUUCCGGAUGUGUAUGGCCCUUUCAACAAAGCUUGGGAUGAGACCUUUGCCAAGCUGGGCUGGCAAACUGAUGCCGACCCUAUCAAGGGACGGAAAUUGGGAGCCUUCACUUCCCCGUUGACCGUGGAUUCUAAAACUGGAAAAAGAGGGUAUGCGGCGUCGUAUUACUCCCCUGAGGUUGCAGCCCGGCCAAACUUGCGACUUCUCCCAGAGACGAUGGUUGAAAAAAUCGAAUUCCGCCAGGAAGACGGGGAACUGGUCGCAACGGGUGUCAUGGUCAAGACCGGGGACGAGUCGUAUCAAAUCGCUGCGAAAAAUGAAGUCCUGUUGUGUGGCGGUAGUCUGAACUCACCUCAGGUACUUGAGCUUUCAGGUGUUGGAGAUGCCACUCUUCUCAAAAGUCACGGAAUCCCCGUCUUACUUGAUAAUCCCGGUGUAGGUGAAAAUCUGCAAGACCACGCGCUCACCACGAUCAGCUUCGAGGUCGCAGAUGGCCAGAUUUCGGGUGAUAUAAUGCGUGACCCCAAUGUUGUCCAAGCGGUGAUCAAGCUGUAUCAAGAGACAAAUGGAGGCCCGCUGGCGGGCAUGCCACUCAGCACGGCCUAUCUUCCAUUCGUGGAUGGAGAUGGUCUGGUGCCUCGGGAAGAAGUUGAAACUCUCCUCGCCAAACACCUCGACAAUGCAGGCACCCCAUCCAACUUGCGUUUGCAAUAUGACCAAAUUCGCCGCAUGAUUCUCGAUCCUGAGGUUUCAUCGUCACAUUUCCUUUUCCUCCCUGCACAGCUCCACAUGCACCCCGGCAAGACCACUCUGACAGAUGUUUUGGCCAAAACCCUACCGGAGAACUACGUUUCCCUCUUGAUGCUGCAUAGUCAUCCUUUCUCUCGUGGUUCAGUUCAUAUUUCAUCCAACAGAAGCGAGGUCAAACCAACAUACGACCCCAAGCUUCUUUCGCAUCCACUGGAUCUGGAGAUGAUGGCAAGACAAAUGCAAUUUGCCGAACGCAUUGUUGAGACAGAGCCAUUCUCCACUCUACUCAAACCAGGAAAGUCUAUGCCCGAAAUCACACGCGACAUGUGUGAUUUAGAUCAAGUUAAGGAGGUCGUGAAGGAUAGGUUGUUCACUUGUUUCCAUCCGGCAGGCUCCUGUGCCAUGUUACCCAGGGAUCAGGGUGGGGUUGUAGACUCCAAGCUGAAGGUGUAUGGAACAAAAAACCUGCGAGUCGUUGAUGCCAGUGUUCUCCCCCUUGAGCCGAGUGGGAACAUCCAGUCCGCUGUUUAUGCAGUAGCGGAGCGGGCGGCUGAUUUGAUCAAAGACGAUCAAGCAGAAAGUCGCCCUCAGUUGAAUACAUUUCGUGCCUCUGAUAUGGCCGAAUUGGUUGGCACCGUGGCAGCGGUCUUACAGCUGGCCCAAACAGUGGCUUCAACCGCGCUCCAAGUCCACGAUUUCUUUUCUGUGAUCCAAAAUGCCCCUCGAGAGAUCCGCACGAUCAGUAGGGACGUGCAUGCAUUUUACAUGCUUGUCAACAAUUUGGCAACGUCACUAUUGAGUCCUAGUGUUGUAGCCGCGGUUGAAAGUGAUGCUGAAAUUGAGAUGGCACUCAAGACUCUACUUGAUCCUAUGAAGAACUGCCGGGCAGUCCUGACUCGGAUGAAAGAUAAGCUCAGUCCACACCUGAAAGCGGAUGUGUCUGCCGUUCAAGCCUCAGGCCAAGAUUCCGAAAGUGGCAAUCCUAUCUCAGUUGAAAGAUUGCGAAUGAGAAGUGGGAACGUGAGCUGGUACUUUAGGAGGAGAGAGGUAUUCGCUACAGCGAUUGAGCUUGAAAGAACUAAAGCGACAUUUGGGGCUACUAUGGGCAGUAUUACCAUGCUUCUGGCUUUAAAAGGCGCGAGCUCGAAGGACGACAAAAAGGCCAAAAAUUACAAGCACAAGUUCAAUGAAGACGCUGGGUCGGCAUUGAAUGUUUACGCAAACUCCGUUUUCGGGGACAAUGAACCAGCCAACAAAUCCAUGGAAUCUUUCACUACCAAAGUGAACAAACCAACUACAGCUGUUUUAGCGGACCCAGCUCUUGCCGAAGAGCUCAAAAUUGGAAUCAAGAGCAAGUCAAAAUUUGUUAUGGAGGCCCUCCUUCAACAGAUACACGUGGAUGUCCGAGACCAAGCGGGUAGGACUGCAUUGUCACACUCGGCAGAGAUUGGAAACUUCGAAAUCACCGAAUUGCUACUUAAAGAGGGCGCUCUAGUGUCGACCCGGCAGUACAGUCUCAGCAUCAGUCAUCGUGACAGCGGAAAGAGCCCAAUACAUUGGGCAGCAAUGAAAGGACACAAACACAUUGUUGAGCUGCUUCUACAAUAUGGCGCUAAUCCCAAUGCAAGAACGACAUCUGGACGCACGCCCGCACAAGAAGCUGCUGCUGCAAGUCACAACGAGCUUCUGGUGUUCUUGCUGUCUAAAAAUGCGGACAUCAAUACCCAGGCUUACUCUGAUGGCUGGUCGCCUCUACACGAGGUUAUUUAUUUGAAUAACAUCGAAAUGGUUGAACUCUUAGUUGACCACGGUGCUCACUUGAAUGCCCGUUUGACAAGUUCCAAAACACCACUCCACAUGGCCGUGGUUCAACGAAACAUUCGCGUAAUGGAGAUUUUACUCAAAGCUGGAGCUGAUCCAGAUUUACCGAUGAAUGAGGAUAUCACGCCGCUUCACCUGGCUGCUGCUGCCGGCUGGAUUCCGGGUGUGGAGAUACUCGUUCAAAAUGGCGCUGAGAUCAAUGCCAGAGAUUCUUUGACUCUGGAGACACCGCUUCAUAAAGCAGCGAGAAACCGCGGGCUGUAUGCCAUAGAGAGACUUCUUGCGCUGGGCGCGAAUGAGUCGGCAUUCAAUUGUGAUGGGCAGAACUAUGAGGAUAUCUUGAACUGCGCUCAGGUCAAUCCCAAACAUUGGGCUGUAGACAGCUCUCGGGGUGCUUAUCUUAUGUCACUGCAUUGGGGCACUAUCAAUUGA